Molecule: messenger RNA, 411 nt
Organism: Talaromyces rugulosus
Lineage: Eukaryota; Fungi; Ascomycota; Eurotiomycetes; Eurotiales; Trichocomaceae
Exons: 2
Coding region: 1-411 (136 amino acids)
Source: RefSeq, a predicted model, not a curated record
AUGGGCACCCAACGCCUAUCUCCGCUGUUAUUACCGGCACAGGCGGAGGAUUUCCCGUCUGAGGAGCGUAGGGAUUUCAAGAGGGAGCUCAAUGGCUGGGGCAAUCCAAUGCCGACGAAUACUGCAGGGAACGAUGGUGCGCAGCAGCAAAUAAUACUAGUGGCCAUCUGCGUGAUGUCCCAGAUGGGGUCAACGAUAUUUGUGUCUGAAGGAGGCAGGUGUGUUAGCAAUGGUCAACAUCAUCAGAGGGAUUUCUCAAUCCUUAAAUUGAUAGUAUCCCCUGACACCGAUCCUGAGCUUUUCUCCCAUGCUGAUUUGAAGGUUAGAGAUCACUUGGAUCGCAAGAGCAAGCAUGACGAAGUCGAUCACGGAGUUGAUCGUCUCACUGGCAGCCAGGAAUACCAAUGUUGA